CGAUUUCAAGGUGUCUGCGCAAGAGUUGGCCUCCUUCACAGGUCAAAUUAUUUCUACCGGGCUGUAGUUGGUAACAUUGGCAGGAUAAUGACCAGACAUUGUGUCUUGUCCACCUUGUGCAAAGAUAACUGGGAUUCUAUAUUCCGUCUCGACGAUUACUGUAAGGAAGAACUGUAUUUUUGGAAGGAAAAUAUGGUUAAUAUCAACUCUAGGUAUUGCUUUGUAAGUAAAGAUCCUAGUUAUUUUGUAUAUUCGGAUGCCAGUGCUACCGGAGGUGGAGCAAUUAUUGACUUUAACAAUGAUUUUGUGUGCCACAAAAUGUGGUCGGAGAACGAGAGAGUUCAAAGUUCAUCGUGGAGGGAGUUGUCUGUUGGUGAGUUUUCAUUGCAAUCAUUUGCCUCAGUGUUGAAAGGAUCACACGUUAAGUGGUUUACUGAUAGCCAAGCAGCUGCUAAGAUUGUUGAAGUGGGCAGCAUGAAAUUAGGUUUGCAUAAGAUGGCCCGAAGGAUUUUUGAUAUUUGUAUUCGAUCGGGGAUUCAUUUAGAAGUGCAAUGGAUCCCUCGCACUUCGAAUCAGCAAGCUGAUUAUAUAAGUCGUUUAAUUGAUACUGAUGAUUGGCAAAUUACUGAAGAAUUUUUUCUUUUUCUUGAUGGUCGGUGGGGUCCGCAUAGUGUUGAUUGUUUUGCUAAUUAUUAUAAUCACAAGCUCCCCAAAUAUUUUUCGAGGUUUUGGAACCCCAAUACUUCGGGUGUUGAUUUUUUCUUUCAGUCUCUUCGAGGAGAAAAUUGCCUAGUAGUCCCUCCAGUUGGUAUCGUCCCUCGUGUAUUGCAUUAUUUGAAAUCUCAGCGGGCCGUUGGUACGCUCGUUGUACCUCUUUGGCCUUCGGCUCACUUUUGGCCUUUAAUUACACACAAGUAUAGUAGUUAUCUUGUGGCUCACAGUAUUCAUAUCGGGAAUGAGGUUCUAACCCACGGAAGAAACCUUAAUUCGCUCUUAGGGUCUGAUCUUUUCACAGGAAAUAUUAUUGCCUUUAGAUUAAAAUUUACUGAGUAAUUUAUUGGAUGGUGUAGCCUAAUGAUUAUUCACAUUUGGUGGCGCUGGCCAAAGCAAUAUGUUGUUUAUCUAUGUGGCACUGGCCUAAUUUAUAGUUUGUCAUUUCAUGUGGCGCUGUCUUUAACAGCGUAUAGUUGAUUUAUGUGGCGCUGGCCCAAUCAAUGGUUUUUGAUUUACGGGACACUGGUCCAUUCAAUAGUCUAUCGUCUUAUGUGGCACUGGCCCCAACAUUGAUCGAUUUUUAUACGGCUCUUUUUUGUUCUUUUAUUAUAUAUGUUUGUUCUUGUCUUUCCAGGUAAUCUUAUCAAGUAAUUCCUGGAAAGGCUUUCAACAAUUUUCUUCAAUCAACGUUUAUGACGUUUUAGAAGUUAUGUUGAAGUCCAGGGCGGAUACAACUACUAAAGCCUACGUUCGCGUUAUUAGAAAGUUCUUGGAGUGGUCUAAAGGUAGACAUUUCAACAUGCAGUUACCUUUUCCCCGUAGUGUCGUUUCCCUAUAUUUAUUUGAAGUUCAGCAGUCUUGCACCUCUAGUUCCUCAGUAAUUUUAGCCCAUGCUGCCCUUAAAUGGUUACAUUCUUUUGUCCCUAGUUUGGAUCGUAAUCCUUUGGAUAGUGAAUUUUGCAGGAAUAUUAUCGAAUCUGCUAAACGCCAGAAAUCACAGCCAGUAAUGAAAAAGAAGCCUAUUACCACAGAAAUCAUAAGGAGUAUUUUAGAUAUUCAUAACAAGAAAGAUGCUAAUUUGAAGAAUCUUCGUAUCGCUGCGUUAUGCUCUUUAGCUUUUGCAGGAUUUUUUCGUUACGACGAAUUAUGCAAUAUUGUUCCUAAGCAUAUCGAAUUUCACAGCGAUUAUAUAAGAAUCUUUGUACCUCGUAGUAAGACAGAUGUUUAUAGGGAAGGGAAUUUCGUCUUUAUUAGUGCAUCCAGGUCUAAGUACUGUCCUGUUGGUGUUUUACAACGGUAUUUAGAUUUAUCUGGUAUUGACUUAUGUAGUUCUCUCCCUUUAUUUAGACCGCUUGUUUUUCACCGUAGUAGUUCUAGCUAUACUCUGAGCAGUGGAAAGAUUUCUUAUACUACUUGUAGAGAUAUCUUAAGGGAUACCUUAAGU
This is a messenger RNA of Porites lobata, 2158 nucleotides long. The record is from the annotation of a GenBank genome assembly. Lineage: Eukaryota; Metazoa; Cnidaria; Anthozoa; Scleractinia; Poritidae.